CCUGAGCUCCCCUCUGUUACUCAUUAUCCGAGCGGAUCUGGAGCACUGAGUGUGCACUUUGUGUGAAACAAUGGGAUGAAAACGACUAAACUACACAGGGUAUUGCAAGCAGUUUCAUAUGACUCUGAAGAGAAAAGGACUACAACAAGGGCCUAUCCGAAGAAGUGUCUUGGCUACAGAUUAAAAAAAACACAAAUGUCAACUAUAAAUGUCCGAGUUACAACCAUGGAUGCAGAGCUGGAGUUUGCCAUUCUGCCCAGCACAACUGGCAAACAGCUUUUUGACCAGAUAGUGAAGACGAUUGGGCUGAGGGAAACAUGGUUCUUUGGCCUUCAGUAUCAGGACAGCAAAGGCUUUUCCACCUGGCUUAAGCUGAACAAGAGGGUGACAGCUCAGGACGUGAAGAAGGACAACCCUUUGUUGAUCAAGUUCAGGGCCAAGUUUUACCCCGAGGACGUCGCCGACGAACUGAUCCAGGAGGCAACGCAGCGCCUCUUCUUUCUGCAGGUGAAAGAAGGUAUCCUAAAUGAUGAUAUAUACUGUCCUCCUGAGACUGCCGUACUUUUGGCCUCAUAUGCAGUUCAGGUCAAGCAAGGAGACUACAGGAAAGACUAUCACGUACCGGGAUACCUCACAAGAGAGAAGCUGCUGCCACAGAGGGUUUUGGAGCAGCACAAGCUGAACAAGAGUCAGUGGGAGGAAAGAAUCCAGGUGUGGCAUCAGGAGCACAAAGGAAUGCUGAGAGAGGAUGCAAUGGUGGAGUACCUGAAGAUAGCCCAGGAUCUGGAGAUGUAUGGGGUCAACUACUUCAGCAUCAAGAACAAGAAAGGGUCUGAGCUGUGGUUAGGAGUGGAUGCUCUGGGGCUGAACAUCUAUGACAAAAAAGACAAGAUGACCCCAAAGAUUGGAUUCCCCUGGAGUGAGAUCAGAAAUAUUUCCUUCAAUGACAAGAAGUUCCUCAUCAAGCCGAUUGACAAGAAAGCUCCGGACUUUGUUUUCUAUGUACCUCGUCUUCGCAUCAACAAACGUAUCCUGGCACUGUGCAUGGGGAAUCAUGACCUGUACAUGCGUAGACGUAAACCUGACACCAUUGAGGUGCAGCAAAUGAAGGCCCAAGCCAGGGAGGAGAAGAACAAGAGACAAAUGGAAAGGGCUCUGCUCGAGAGUGAGAAAAAAAAGCGAGAAAAUGCUGAGAAGGAAACAGAGAAGAUUGCUCGUGAGACCAUGGAGCUCAUGGAGAGAUUGAGACAGAUUGAAGAACAGACAAAGAGAGCUCAAGAUGAGCUGGAGGAGCAGACCCGUAGGGCGCUUGAGUUAGAGAAGGAGCGAACAAUUGCUCAGGAGGAGGCUGAGCGCCUGGACAAGGACCGUAGAGCUGCAGUAGAGGCUAAAGCAGCCCUGCUACACCAAUCUGAAAGCCAGAUCAGGAACCAGGAAAGCUUGGCCACUGAGCUGGCAGAUCUUACCUCUAAGAUCUCCCAGCUGGAAGACGCCAAGAAGAAAAAGGACGACGAGGCUAAAAGAUGGCAGAAAAGGGCGAUGAUGGUGGAAGCAGAUUUGGAGCGAACCAAAGAGGAGCUGAAAACUAAACUGAUGGGUGUCCACAUCCAGGAUUCAGUCCACACUCACAUGCACGACCACGAUGAGACAGAUGAGAGCAGCGCGGAGGCUAGCGCCGAGCUGACCUCCCCGGGCAUGGUCCGAGAUCGCAGCGAGGAGGAACGAGUCACAGAGGCUCAGAAGAACCAGAGACUGCAGAAAAACCUCAAGUUCCUGAGCACUGAGCUGGCUGCAGCCGUAGACGAGAGCAAAAAGACCCCCAAUGACCUGAUCCAUGCUGAGAAUGUGAAGGCAGGCCGUGACAAAUACAAGACCCUGCGUCAGAUUCGUCAGGGCAACACUAAACAACGCAUUGAUGAAUUUGAGUCCAUGUGAGAGACUCUACAAUCGGCCCACUCAGACCGAUGGCUAGAUAGGGAAAGAUGAUGCACAUUUAGAGAUUUUAGAAAGUGCAGAUCGUUGCAUUAGUAUUAAAUUAACAUCACGUAAUUGUUUGGAUGUGACAACAAAUGAUAUUGUGUUCUGAUGUCUCUAAAGUUUACGAUUUUCAUAGCCUGCCAUUUCAUUAGAAAACAAGUCACCACUGAGGAAAAGAAAACUGUCCUUGGAAAUACAUUUUUAAUUUUGCACAAACAAAAACCAAACACUCCCAGUCUAGUCUAGUGUUGCAAACAAAUAAUACUAAUUAUCAUCAUUGCUCUUAUUUUUCUUAUUUAAAAAAAAAGAUUUGCUGUUGUUGAUCUGAUUAGACACAACUGCCAUUUCAGUAUGCCAUAUGGAAAACCUUAUCAAUGUUGAUUAAUUGAAGCAAUGACAUUUAAGGCAAUUGUUAUUAUUCCAACUAGAUGUGAAAUUCUCUAUUCUUUAUCUCGGAAAUAAAAACAAAGAGAAACACAGUCGGUCUGCCCUGGGUGCGUCAAGUUCCAUAUGAAUGAGUAAGCAUCACCUUCAGUGUGCUCUGUGAGGCAGUCUGCUUCCAGUUAUCACUUUCAAAGCACCUCCAUUUCUCUAAUAUAAAUAAACAGAAAAGCUAGAUUGCCACUGUUUUUUUUCUAUAAUCCAAGACUUCAUCUUAAAUCACUACACUUUUGCUGUGUUUCUUCAUUUCUGCAAGGAGGAAGACAUCUAGAAUCAACCCCACACUCUCCAGCAAGCAGUCAUGUUUUCUCUCUAUUUGAUUUUUUUACUGGAUAGCACAAGGAAAUAUGUGAAAGAUAACAGGAAUUUGAGUGAGUUUGUUUUGAUUUAUAGUUUUUGUAGUUUGUAGACUUUUCUAUAUCAUUCUCUUGUUGCUGAUUCAUCACAUGCUUUAUAUAAAUGAAGCCAAAGCUGUAGAUUUCAGGGUUGGAAAGAUGGAAAAGAUAUAUCCUCCACAUUGAGGGAAACAAAUAUUGAAUACACAAAAACAGUGCUCAAAGAGUAUGCACUGAUAAUCGUGUAUAUAAUAUCUGUGGUGCAAAAAGUUAAGAUUCCAUUAAUCUUUAGUCCAGGGGUUAAAAUUACUGAAAAAUGAUUGGUCAUUGAUGAGAAUAGCUGCCAAAUGUACAUUUAAAGAGGAUAGUGCCUCAAAUAAAAGACACUAAAGAGGAAAGAGGACUAAUAACACAUAUAUGUGUGUUGAAUCAGGAGGUGUAAUAAUAUGUACAUGUGUGUGAAAAGUUAAUCUAG
Acanthochromis polyacanthus (spiny chromis) is the source of this 3228-nucleotide messenger RNA. RefSeq names its product moesin-like. The transcript is spliced from 15 exons. The record is from RefSeq and is a predicted model, not a curated record. NCBI's taxonomy places the organism in Eukaryota, Metazoa, Chordata, Actinopteri, Pomacentridae. Gene Ontology annotation, biological process: regulation of organelle assembly; regulation of cell shape; positive regulation of protein localization to early endosome. The coding region runs from base 76 to 1935 and encodes 619 amino acids. Gene Ontology annotation, cellular component: plasma membrane; cytoskeleton; adherens junction. Gene Ontology annotation, molecular function: cell adhesion molecule binding; actin binding.